AUGAGCGCUGCGACUAACACUGAUAGUGUGAAGAAACCCAAAGGCACAGUCGGUCGACCCCAUCCUGUUACUCCUUUGGUUCAAGAAAGAGCUGUUGAGUUGUCGGGGUGGGCGGCAGAAACGCUGAAGUUGUACCGGGAGAGAGUCGAGCAACUAAAGAAUGAGCAACCAAAGAGAAGAAAGCCAGACAUGACAGCCUUCGCAGAGCUGAAGAAUACCCGCACUCCACAGAGAAGGCAUGGAGAGCUUCCAGGAAUUCCCGUCGGCCUGUGCCUAAGAGGACGUGGAGAAGCCGCCAUAUUGGGGAUUCACGAAGACAUCACAAAAGGGAUUUCUGCUCUCCAAGACGACCCCUGCUAUGCCAUCUCUUUGUCGGGUAAGUACGCCGAUGAUAGAGAGACAGAUGAUGGCAAGAUUUACUACUCCGGGGAAGGCGGAAAAGGCGAAAACGACAAGCAGGUGAAAGAUCAAGAUUGGGAAAACCCAAGAAAUGCGUCCUUGAGACUUUCCGUAAAGACACAAACACCAGUGCGUGUAAUCCGAGCUACAACCAACAAGGAUAGGGAAAUCCGAUAUGUCUACCUUGGCUUGUAUCGAUGUGUCAAGUACACAUAUGAAACAGGCAAAGAUGGCUUCAAAGUUUACAUGUUCACUCUGGUUCCAAGCAUGGAGCAUGGAAACUCAACACCACGUUUCUCUCCUUUGGUGCGUUCCAAUAGGAGCAAACUUGCCUGCAAGACACCGCGAAGGAAGCAACAGCAAGUAAUGCAUCCGACACCACGUUUCACUCCUUUGGUGCUUUCCACUAGGAGCAAACUCCCCUGCAAGACACCGCGAAGGAAGCAACAGCAAGUCAAACAACCAACCACGGUUAGAAGGGGCUCUAAAAAGUUGACUGUUCACGACAGGCUGAACAAAUCCAUGAACAAAAACAUGCGUAGACUGAGUCGCAGUUAG
Seminavis robusta is the source of this 957-nucleotide messenger RNA. Lineage: Eukaryota; Bacillariophyta; Bacillariophyceae; Naviculales; Naviculaceae. The record is from the annotation of a GenBank genome assembly.